This is a messenger RNA of Phragmites australis (common reed), 2545 nucleotides long. RefSeq lists its product as uncharacterized. The transcript is spliced from 14 exons. The record is from RefSeq and is a predicted model, not a curated record. Lineage: Eukaryota; Viridiplantae; Streptophyta; Magnoliopsida; Poales; Poaceae. Gene Ontology annotation, molecular function: ATP binding; protein serine/threonine kinase activity. Bases 409 to 2079 code for a protein of 556 amino acids. Gene Ontology annotation, biological process: peptidyl-serine phosphorylation; intracellular signal transduction.
CACCCCCUCUCUCUCCUUUUUCUCUCUCUUGGUCACACGGUUUGCCUCCGCGGCGCCUUUGCCCACGAAAAGACAACCAACCCGAGGGGCAGGGGAGGAGGAAAAGCGAGUCGCGAGUGCGCCCCCCUUCCCUUUUGCUCCAGUCGCCGCCGCCGCCGCCGCCUCGCCCGAGAUCCGCGCCGCGUCCCCGCCGCCGCGCCCGCACGCACGCCUGCUCGCCGAGGUGAGCGCCUCCCCCCACAGAUAGAGGUAUCGUCCCCAGCAUCGGGUUCCACGGAGAAUUGCUGAUCUGGAUACCUGAUCCAGUUGGAGCGGAUCGAGUGAUUGACUGUUUCAACAUCCCUCGGCUGCUGGAUUGUAAAUAUAAGAGGCUCGCUGGUUCCAGAGAUGAUGCCAUUGUGAGUGGAAAUGGAUUCUGCUAGAAGUUGGUUCCAGAAGUUCCAGCCGAGGGACAAAUCAAAGAGCCCAGCAGUGGCUGCCAGCCAUGGAAAGGAUCCGGGAAAGCCCCCGAUGGAUGACACUCCUUCUAGUGCGACGAAGCAGAGGGUUGCCGCUGCAAAACAGUACAUUGAGAACCAUUACAAGACCCAGAUGAAGUCCUUGCAAGAUAGGAAAGAGAGGCGCUGGAUGCUGGAGAGGAAAUUACAAGAUGCCGAAGUUCCUGUAGAAGAGCAAAAUAAUAUUCUAAAGCAUUUGGAGAAAAAGGAGACUGAAUACAUGCGUUUACAGAGACACAAGAUGGGAGUCGAAGAUUUUGAACUUUUGACAAUUAUUGGGAGAGGUGCAUUUGGGGAGGUGCGUCUUUGUAGAGAGAAGACCUCUAAGAAUGUAUAUGCAAUGAAAAAGCUUAAGAAAUCCGAAAUGCUUCGUAGGGGCCAGGUAGAACAUGUCAAAGCUGAAAGGAACCUUCUUGCAGAAGUUGAUAGUGCUUACAUAGUCAAGCUAUAUUAUUCUUUCCAAGACGAAGAGUUCUUGUAUCUCAUCAUGGAGUACCUUCCUGGGGGUGACAUGAUGACUUUGCUUAUGCGCAAGGACACGUUGACAGAAGACGAAUCCAUAUUUUAUAUUGCAGAAACCGUGCUUGCCAUAGAGUCUAUUCACAAGCACAACUACAUUCAUCGGGACAUCAAGCCAGAUAAUCUGUUGUUAGAUCUCAGUGGUCACCUGAAGCUUUCUGACUUUGGUUUGUGUAAACCUUUGGACAGUAGUAAUUUUCCAAAUUUGAAUGAGCCAGAUUAUACGUCUGGAAAAGGUACCAAGCCUUUGCCUGAUAAUACCAGUCGGUUAACCAACUCUUCUGCACCGAGGCGUACACAGCAGGAACAAUUGUCACAUUGGCAAAAGAACCGUCGAAUGUUGGCAUACUCAACGGUUGGUACGCCUGAUUAUAUUGCUCCAGAAGUUCUACUGAAGAAAGGAUAUGGAAUGGAGUGCGACUGGUGGUCCCUUGGUGCUAUCAUGUAUGAAAUGCUUGUUGGUUAUCCUCCAUUCUAUUCGGAGGAUCCAAUGUCAACCUGCAGAAAGAUUGUUAACUGGAGAAGUCACUUGAAAUUCCCUGAAGAGGCAAAGCUUUCUACUGAAGCUAAAGAUCUCAUCAGCAAGCUUUUGUGUAAUGUUGAACAGAGACUUGGAACAAAAGGAGCCCAUGAAAUAAAAGCACAUCCAUGGUUUAGAGGUGUUCAAUGGGAAAAGUUGUAUCAGAUGAAAGCUGCUUUCAUACCAGAAGUUAAUGGCGAGUUGGAUACUCAGAAUUUUGAGAAAUUUGAGGAGACUGGAACUCAAAUUCAAAGUUCAUCCAAGUCGGGCCCGUGGAGAAAGAUGCUUCCAUCCAAGGAUGCAAACUUUGUUGGAUAUACGUACAAGAACUUUGAAAUUGUGAAUGAUGAUGAAGUUGCAGGAAUUGCAGAGUUGAAGAAAAAGAGUUCCAAACCAAAGCGGCCAACCAUCAAGACAUUGUUUGAGAGCAUGGAUGAAGAAGAAUCUGUUGAAGGAAGUUUCUUGAAUAUGUUGCCCCAGGAGGGACAACCUUCGUCUCACUCCAGCAUUCCACCAGAACAAUACCAACCUCGACGUAAAUAGGAUAUGGAGGUUUUAAAAAAGUAAACCAUAGGAAUGUAAACCAAGAAAAAAAUCUGCUGCCUUUUGAUCGUGCUCCCUGCCCAAGUUUUUGUAAAUUCUAACCGAUGCUUUCUUUAGUCAAAUGCUUAGAACAAAAAAAAAAAAAAAAAUCUCUCCGUCCAAAUAUUAUGGCAUUUGAUGUGAUGCGAGCAGCAAUGUUUGUUCGCUGUAUGUUGUGUUACACUUCCAGUGAUGAUUCUCAAGCAAUCAAGCUUACUCGUUACAAAGUAAGGCACAAAGCUCUGACGAGCGUGUGUAUCACAACUAAAUUCAUACCUGUUUUCUGUGACCUUUGUAUGAGCUUAGAUAAAUUACAACAUUCUGACUAAAAUGCCCAUGACGUGAAAAUAGGCGAUAGUGAGCUGUUCAUAUUUUGUUGUGGGCAACCGGCAAUGCUUUACCAUCAUCAUGUUUUGCAAUUUGGUUA